Messenger RNA from Lobosporangium transversale, 1962 nucleotides. RefSeq lists its product as hypothetical. The transcript is spliced from 3 exons. The record is from RefSeq and is a predicted model, not a curated record. Lineage: Eukaryota; Fungi; Mortierellomycota; Mortierellomycetes; Mortierellales; Mortierellaceae. Gene Ontology annotation, molecular function: protein binding. Bases 167 to 1876 code for a protein of 569 amino acids.
CUCCGUGCUCGUGUUGAAAGUCUUCGUUGGCUCUAUCCUACCGGUCGAAAAGGAGUUGAGCUUUCCUUGUCUGAGGCAUUGUCAAGACCGAUUCCUGUUCCGCCUAAAGAUUACAUGAUCGACCUCGGGUUUGAAGAUCUAUUACGUGCAGAGUGCUACGCCCUGAAUGUCGAUCGCAAGGUCUACAACAAUGUCAAGAUCAACGGCUUCACCAUUACAGUCGUCUAAGGCUUUAAGAGACGGGACAACUCGAUAUGGUCUCCGUUUGGACAGGGAGUUUUAUGAAUUAGUCAUGGGUAACCCUCAGUUACGGGUCCUUGAUCUCCACAACUGUAAUCUGGAUACGAACACAAUCGGUAGUAUCGGUCGGGCCAUCCGAGAUGGCCAUUCUGCAGGGCUUCGACUCGAAUCCUUGAAUUUAGCUGGAAACAGCGCUUCAGAUGGUGCAGAUGUCAUGACCUUGGCUAAAGGGAUUGUCAAACAUGCAGGGACGCUCCAAGUCCUAGAUGUGAGCAACUGUCAGAUCACGGGCGAUGGCAUCAAUCAGAUCAUGCAUGCCUUUGUUGCCAAUCCAGAUGUCGCUUCUCAUACCCUAGAGACAUUUUGUAUCCAGGGAAAUCCAGAAAGCAAGGUCAACUCAUUCAUUCUUGACAUGUUUUUGAAACACUCGAUGCGCCUUCAACGAUUAAACCUUUCGAGUCUGCCAUCCUGGAGUAAAUCGCCCAUCCUAAUGGCUGAGACUCUUGCCAACUGUGGAGGCUUCCUGACAUCCUUGGACAUCAGUGGUAUGGCCCUGCACCCAUCUACACUUGAUCAGAUCAUAUCCUGGAUUUCAAGUUCUGGAUUCCAUUCUAUGGAACAAUUCAAGGUCGAAGGCUGUGGAUUGGAUGGAAACCAGUUUGCAAGCAUUCUUGAGGCCAUUGGACAGAGCCGUAAUACCAAAGUCGAGAUAUAUGCUGGCAGAAACUUACUCUCGGACGGCACGGACCUCCCAGAUAGUCUGGUGAGUGUCCUUGCCAGCGGUGAUACUGCUACCUCUUUAGGACUACGUCAGACCUGCUGGAGUGAAUCUGCUCUCCGUCAAUUGUUUGUCAGUCUCAGUCAAAAUUGGACGCUCAAGAAGUUGGAUCUGAGCUCAGUCUCUUUGGCUUCGAACCGUGAUCCUGAUGUGGAGACUUGCAAACUUUUGGGUCAGAUGGUAUCAGCGAGCUCGAGUCGAUUGGGGGAACUGUACCUUCAAGGAGAAGAAACCGCGGACCUGACUUCAAGAAUGGGAAGAAACAUUUGGAGAGCGUUCCCAGGGAUUGGACAGAGUCGGUAUUUGACCAAACUAGAUGUUCGUAGGAACCGCUUUAGGGAUGCGGGGGCGUAUGCACUCGCAGAGACUCUACGAGUGAACCAAAGCCUUACCUGGUUGAGCAUGGAUGAGAACGAUGUUACCCUGGAUGGCUUCAAUGCUAUUCUUUCUGCUUUCCAUCAAGGCGGAACAGAGCAUGUGCCAACAAGCAGCAUGUACUACAACAGCACCCUCUGCUGUUUUGAGCCACCUGUCAAGGAUAUUGAAAAACAGACAUUGGUUCUGAAGGAAGCUAUGCUCGAGACCUACAAGACUGAGCAAGAAACUCGGUUCUUAUUGAGCAACUCCACCGGCAAGGACUCACGCGAAUGGAAGGAAAGACUUGCGCAAAUCAUUCGCACGCGCAAUCUGAGUUCUGAGAUCAUUGCUCGACUUGAUCGAACCAUCAGGGGCAUAACUGCGGCCACAGAGCGAAAUAAGACCGCACAAGAGGCUGUGCUUAGGGAUCGUGAGAGAAGACGCGAUCGAGAACUGGAUCGUGAACGUGAACGUGAUCGUGAAAGUCUGGACAUUAGAUGAAAAAAUACAUUAACUCCUUACUACAACUUCUUCACAACCUACAUUAGCUUUUUUUUUUUUUUUUUUUUUUUUUUCACUACCAUUCC